AUGUCAUUGUUCAACAAUCAGUUCUUUGGUGUCAUACCCCAAAGUUUGGGAAUCAACAGCAGCUUGUUGCAGCUGGACUUCACAUCUAAUAAGUUCACUGGUGAAAUUCCCCCAAACCUUUGCCACGGAAAGCAAUUGAGAGUUCUUAAUAUGGGUGGCAACCAACUUCAAGGCAGCAUUCCUUCUGACGUGGGAGGCUGCUCAACGCUCUGGAGGUUGAAACUUGAAAAGAACAACCUCUCAGGUGCCCUUCCAGAAUUUGCAGAAAAUCCCAUCCUCAAUUACGUGGGCAUCAGCAAAAAUAAUAUCACAGGCCCGAUUCCCCCCAGCAUUGGGAACUGUUCUGGUCUCACUGUCAUUGAUCUUUCCAUGAAUAAGCUUACAGGAUUUAUACCCCCAGAGCUAGGUAAGCUUACAAACCUACAGGAAUUGAACCUUUCAUCCAACCAUCUGGAAGGUUCUUUGCCAUCCCAACUGUCUAAGUGUUACAAACUAGGCAAGUUUGAUGUGGGGUUCAAUUCACUGAACGGCUCAAUUCCGUUGAGUUUGAGGAACUGGACGAGCUUAUCUGCUUUGAUUUUAAGAGAGAAUCAUUUUACUGGGGGCAUUCCUCUUUUUCUCUCUGAACUUGAAAUGCUUACAGAGCUACAACUUGGUGGGAAUUUGCUGGGAGGCGAGAUUCCUUCAUCAAUUGGGUCUUUAAAGAGUCUGCAAUAUGCAUUGAAUCUAAGCAAUAAUGGAUUCUUCGGAGAGCUUCCUUCAGAGCUGGGGAACUUGAUCAUGCUUGAACAGCUUGAUAUAUCGAACAAUAAUCUGACAGGAACUAUAGCAGCUCUCGGUAAACUCCAGUCAUUGGUCCAGGUCAAUAUUUCAUUCAAUCACUUCAAUGGUCCAAUACCAGAAACACUAAUGAACUUGCUUAACUCAUCGCCAUCAUCGUUUUGGGGCAAUCCCGAUCUAUGUGUCAGUUGUCUUCCAUCAGGUGGCUUAACAUGCAACGAAAACAGAAGUUUCAAGCGAUGUGACAGUCAGUCAAGAAAUCAAGGUGGCCUUUCCAAAGUGGCUGUUGCAAUGAUAGCUUUUGCUUCUGUGGUUGCUGUUUUUCUGCUUCUUGGACUGGUUUACAUGUUUAUCUUGUGCAGAAGAUGUAAGCAGAAACUUGGGAUUGAAAAUGAUGUUGAACUUGCCGGCCAAGAGGGCCCUUCUUCACUACUCAACGAAGUCAUGCAAGCUACGGAGAAUCUAAAUGACAAACAUAUCAUUGGGAGGGGAACCCACGGAACAGUUUAUAAGGUUUCAUUGGCUGGAGACAAAAUCUUUGCUGUAAAGAAGAUCGUGUUUACAGGCAACAAAGGGGGAAACAAAAGUAUGUUUACAGAAAUUCGAACUGUUGGGAAAAUCAGGCACCGGAAUCUGAUCAAAUUGGAAGGCUUUUGGUUACGGAAGGACUAUGGUUUGAUCCUGUAUGCUUACAUGCAAAAUGGGAGCCUUCGUGAUGUCUUACAUGGGACCACACCACCGCAAACUCUAGAGUGGAGCGUACGCUAUAAAAUAGCCGUUGGAACUGCCCACGGGUUGGAAUAUCUCCAUUACUUUUGCGAUCCUCCUAUUGUGCAUCGUGACAUCAAACCAGAGAACAUUCUUUUAGACUCUGAUAUGGAGCCUCAUAUCUCUGAUUUUGGUAUAGCUAAGCUACUGGAUCAGUCUUCUGCUUCAGCACAGUCUCUCUUGGUUCCAGGCACAAUUGGAUACAUAGCGCCAGGUAACCUUUUCACUUGCUGUUUCAAGCAGCCCUUAUUCUGUUAUCCUAUAUGUUCAUAUUCUAAUAUAAAAGAAUCAUCAUUUGCUUUGACAGAAAAUGCGUUUUCGACAAUGAAGAGCAAGGAAUCGGAUGUUUAUAGCUACGGGGUUGUUUUACUUGAGCUGAUAACUAGAAAGAAGGCAUCGGAUCCAUUAUUUGUGGAGGAAACAGAUAUUGUAGGGUGGGCUAGGUCUGUUUGGAGCAGCACAGAAGACAUCAACAGGAUUGCUGAUUCGAGCAUCAGGGAGGAGUUUUUGGAUUCAAAUAUCAUGAAUCAAGCCAUUGUUAUGCUUUUGGUGGCUCUGAGAUGCACCGAAAAGGAGCUUUACAAAAGACCCUCUAUGAGAGAUGUUGUCAAGCAAUUAGUAAAGAGAAAUGACAACAUCAGAGGCAAACGCAGCUGA
Messenger RNA from Dovyalis caffra, 2205 nucleotides. Lineage: Eukaryota; Viridiplantae; Streptophyta; Magnoliopsida; Malpighiales; Salicaceae. The record is from the annotation of a GenBank genome assembly.